Messenger RNA from Procambarus clarkii (red swamp crayfish), 1646 nucleotides. Lineage: Eukaryota; Metazoa; Arthropoda; Malacostraca; Decapoda; Cambaridae. The record is from RefSeq and is a predicted model, not a curated record.
AUGUUUCGGUGGUGGCGAGUAGCAGAUAGGGUGAGGAAUGUGCAUCAGUACCGCAGGUUGGCUACGAGGGAGGUGUUUGAUGUGGUGGUGGUGGUGGGUGGCGGUCAUGCUGGUACUGAGGCCUGUGCCGCAGCGGCCAGGAUGGGGGCCUCAACACUGCUUGUUACACACAAGAAGUCCACUAUAGGAGAAAUGUCAUGCAAUCCUUCUUUUGGAGGCAUUGGUAAAGGACACCUAAUGAGAGAGGUAGAUGCGUUGGAUGGCCUUUGUGGUCGGAUCUGUGAUAUAUCGGGCAUAAACUACAAGGUGAUGAACCGUAGCAAGGGUCCUGCUGUUUGGGGUCCACAAGCACAAAUAGACCGAGUGCUUUACAAGACAAAUCUUCAGAGUGAACUAUUUCAAGCAACUAACCUCACUAUAAUAGAAUCAUUAGUGGAAGAUCUGAUGUUAAAAGAACCUCAUACUGAUGGUCAACUAGUCGAGUGCUGUGGAGUGUUACUAGCUAAUGGCAAAGAGGUCGUGUGUCGCAGUGUUGUCAUCACCACGGGGACCUUCUUGAGAGGAGUUGUCAAUAUUGGGUUAGAUGUGAAACCUGCUGGCAGACUUGGAGAUGCACCAGCCAUUGGGCUUGCCAACACCUUAGAAAGGCUUAAGUUUAGGCUUGGAAGACUUAAAACAGGAACACCACCAAGAAUAGCCAAAAACACUAUUGACUACUCACAGUGUGAACCUCAAGCCCCUGACAACCCACCAGUCCCAUUUUCCUUCUUGAAUCAACAGGUCUGGAUUAAGUCAGAGGAGCAGUUAAUGUGUUACCGCACAUUCACUACCCCAGAGGUGGAGAAGAUUGUUAGGGAUACGUUACAUCUAAAUCGCCAUGUUCAGGAAGAGAUUAAUGGGCCACGUUAUUGUCCAUCCAUCGAAUCAAAAGUUUUAAGAUUUUCAGGUCGUAACCAUCAGGUGUGGCUUGAGCCGGAAGGUCUAGAUUCACGUCUGGUGUAUCCGCAAGGCUUGUCGUGUACAAUGCCCCCGGAGCACCAGCACACUUUGCUUCAUUUGAUACCAGGACUCCAACACUGUGAAAUGGUCACUCCAGGCUAUGGUGUAGAAUAUGAUUACGUUGACCCACGGGAGCUGACUCCCCAACUUGAGACCAAACGUGUUUCUGGACUCUUCUUGGCUGGACAAAUCAAUGGAACAACUGGUUAUGAGGAAGCUGCUGCUCAAGGAAUUGUGGCCGGAAUAAAUGCUGCGGCGAAGGCUUUAAAUAAGGAGUGUCUUACCGUGGACCGAACUGAGGCUUACAUUGGUGUCUUGAUUGACGAUCUCACCACCCAGGGAACAUCGGAGCCGUACCGCAUGUUUACCUCUCGUGCAGAGUUUAGAUUUUAUCUUAGGCCAGACAAUGCUGAUCUUCGACUUACAGAAAAAGGUUUGUGAUACUCUACAGUGCAUGUAGUACACUAAUCAUUGUAAAUCUGAUUCUUAUACGUUUAUAACAUUUGAUUUGCUUUCUAGGUGUGCAAUCAUAACUGUUUAUUAUAAACAUUAAUUACAUUUACAAGUACUUUGUUUAGCAAAAAUAAUACAGUGAAAGAAACUAAAGAUAAUGAAGGUUAGGCACAUUUCUGAGGACAAAUUGUAGC